This is a messenger RNA of Oxyura jamaicensis (ruddy duck), 3896 nucleotides long. RefSeq names its product cyclin F (gene CCNF). The record is from RefSeq and is a predicted model, not a curated record. Bases 279 to 2627 code for a protein of 782 amino acids. Gene Ontology annotation, biological process: regulation of cyclin-dependent protein serine/threonine kinase activity; mitotic cell cycle phase transition. Gene Ontology annotation, cellular component: nucleus; cyclin-dependent protein kinase holoenzyme complex; centrosome. The transcript is spliced from 17 exons. Gene Ontology annotation, molecular function: protein binding; cyclin-dependent protein serine/threonine kinase regulator activity. Lineage: Eukaryota; Metazoa; Chordata; Aves; Anseriformes; Anatidae.
GGAAAGGGGCGGGGCUCCCUCCACCUCUCUCGGGGCGGGGCCGGCGAGGAGGGGGCGGGGCUUGGGGCGGGGCUGGCCGCGCGCUCCUUCCCUGACCCUCGCUGAGCGCCGAGGGGGCGUGGCCGAGCUCCGGGGACGGAGCGGGCAGCGCGGAGCCCCGCCCCUCCGUGGCCAAGCUCCGCCCCCCGCUGCGAGGCCCCGCCCCCCGCGGCGCCCCUCGCUCAGAACCGCUCCGGGCGCCGCCGCCGCCGCCGUUCGGUCCCCGGGGAGGCGCCGCGAUGAAGGCGGGCGUGAUUCACUGUAGGUGCUCCAGGUGUUUUUCUUUCCCUUCAAAGCGAAGGAUAAGAAAACGGCCCCGAGUCCUGACGUUGCUAAGCCUGCCUGAGGAUGUUCUGUUUCAUGUUCUGAAAGGCCUUCCUGCUGAGGACAUCCUCUCGGUCAGAGCUGUGCACUCACAUCUUAAAUACCUUGUGGAUAAUCAUGCUAGUGUUUGGGCAUGUGCAAGUUUUGAAGACGUAUGGCCUUCUCCAAAAAACCUGCAAGUGUUUGAAAGGGCUGCUGAAAGGGGUAACUUUGAAGCUGCUGUGAAGCUGGGAAUAGCAUACCUGUACAAUGAAGGCUUGUCCAUCUCUGAUGAAGGUCGUGCAGAAGUGAAUGGAUUAAAGGCGUCUCAUUUCUUCAGUCUGGCAGAGCGUUUGAAUGUGUCCGCAGCCCCAUUCAUCUGGCUUUUCAUUCGUCCUCCCUGGUCCUUGAGUGGAAGCUGUUGUAAAGCUGUGGUCUUUGAGAGUCUUAAAGCAGAGUGUCAGCUGGAGAAAGCUCAGAAAGGAUCGAUUCUCUACUGCUUGGCUAAGGUCUUGAGUCUCUUUGAGGAUGAAGAAAAAAGAAAAGAGUCCCUUGAAAUGUUUGAAGAAUCUUCAAAGCAGGGUUGUUUAAACAGCUCCUACCUCCUUUGGGAAAGUAACAGAAAGAUUGCUAUGUCAGAUCCUGGCAGAUACCUCCAAAGUCUCAGGAAGCUACGGGACUAUGCAGCAAAGGGCUGCUGGGAAGCACAGAUAGCUUUAGCCAAAGCUUGUGGGAAUGGAAACCAGCUAGGAUUAGAGCCAAAAUCUUCCAGUGAAAUGGUGUCUCAGAUCUUUCAAGCCUCCCUUCCUAUCAGCAAGCAAAGUAUCUUCACUGUGCAGAAAAGAAUAAAUGAAACAAUGAGGUAUAUCCUGAUUGAUUGGCUGGUGGAAGUGGCUACCAUGAAAGACUUCUCUUGCCUGUGCCUUCACAUGACAGUGGGAUGUGUGGAUCGCUAUCUGAAGCUGAGACCUGUACCUCGGUCUCGACUCCAACUUCUGGGAAUAGCCUGCAUGGUCAUUUGCACACGUUUCAUCAGCAAAGAGAUCUUGACAAUACGGGAAGCUGUGUGGCUAACGGACAACACGUACAAAUAUGAAGACCUGGUUAGGAUGAUGGGCGAGAUCAUUUCUGCCCUGGAGGGAAAGAUAAGGAUACCUACUAUUGUGGACUACAAAGAAGUACUGUCAAACAUAGUCUCACUGGAGAGAAGAACUCUGCACCUUUACAGCUUCAUUUGCGAGCUGUCACUCUUAAACACAAGCCUUUUUGUGUAUUCCCCAGCUCGCCUGGCUGCUGCGGCACUGCUGCUGGCUAAGAUACUACACGGUCAAGCGCACCCCUGGACCAGCCAGUUGUCUGAGUGCACUGGUUUCUCUCUUGAAGACCUGUUGCCCUGUGUGCUAAGCCUCCACCAAAAAUGUUUCCAUGAUGAGGUCCCAAAGGAUUAUAGGCAGGUGUCCUUAACUGCAGUGAAACAACGAUUUGAAGAUGAGCGUUAUGAAGAAAUAGGCAAAGAAAAGAUGAUGAGUUACAGCCAGCUCUGCUCAGUGUUGGGUGUGAAACAGGAGGACCCGGAGCCCAGUCCUUUGCACACAAAUGUGGUGGAAAUUGAGACUUUCCUUAGCUCUCCCUCUGGAAAGAGAACUAAAAGGAGGAGGGAAGACAGCAUUCAGGAUGACAGAGGCAGCUUUGUGACUACGCCUACAGCUGAACUAUCCACCCAGGAAGAAAGCCUUCUAGACAACUUCCUGGACUGGAGUUUAGAUUCCUGCUCUGGUUAUGAAGGUGAUCAGGAAAGUGAAGGCGAGAGAGAUGGAGAUGUGACAGGUCCCAGUGGGAUCUUGGAUGUGACGGUGGUUUAUGUGGACCCAGCGGAGCACUGCUGUCAGGACUCCAGCGAUGAAGAUAACCUCUCUGCAGAGUGGUCCGAGCAUGCGGCACCACAGAGGAAGGCCAAGACACCGGAUGACACUCACAGAGUUUCAACGUAUCUUGCCCCAAGAAAUCCUAACCGGGAAGGGAGCUCGGGCUACUCUUCCAUCAAUGGUGCUAGUCCUGCAUCGUCUGUAGAAGGCAGCUGUGGAGUACCUCUCAAACCUACCUCAGCACUGUCUCUUGGCAGCGCCAUGAACAAGGAGCCAUGCCUGCCUCGUUACUUGGAAUCGUGUUUACAGUCAGUCUGUGCUAGGUCUAGUGAUGGCAAGUGUGACAGAAGGCAAGUCAAACGAAAAAAUGUAGCGGAACACAGUGAAGAAAGGGUGAACUUGGGCUUCUUAAGCCUCUGACUUCACGCUUUUUACUUUUCUAGGUUUCCUGGAAACAGUAUUUCUGUCAUAGUCAUACAGGGAUGAUAGUGAAUAAUUGACAAUACCUCCAAAAAGAGCCCUUCCCCUCAACUUUGCCUACCAUGUCCUGCAAGCCUGUCUUUUAAUUCUGUAGCUCACUUCUGGGCUGUUUCCUUGAUAUCUGUCUUUUUAAAGUAUUCCCUAUUGUCUGGUCCUAUGCAAAUUAAGAUCCUUUUCCACUGACGAAAUGUUAUAGCUUGUCAUACCUCACCAGUUAAUUCUUGGUGAUAGAAGACUUGUCAUGUCCCUUGCUUCACUGUGAGGCCUGGCACUAUAAAAGAAAGGAAUUUAUUUUUGGUUACCAAGUUACUAGAUGUAACACUAUGCUUGAAUUCUUCCAUUUGAAAGACCUUUUUGAGGUUGUGCUGCCUUUUUCUUCUGGCCAGGUACUGUAUCAAGUCAGCUGGUGCUUCCCUUGUCUACGUGUGUGUAUAUAUAUACCCUUUGCUGCACUGAUCUAAGGUUUUUAUGGAUACAAUCAAGAGGUAAACGAAGGCUCACAGCAGGUCUGAGCUUUUAUUUUUUAACCUACCUCUCACAUGGUUUUAAGCCCUAUUUGCCUCAGGCCUUAGUUGCCAUAUGUUCCCUCACCUGAAAAAUCCUCCUCCUGUGCCUUAUGCUUCACUGCCUAAUGCUACAGAAAUGUGAUCUCUGUGAACUGUUAGUCUAUGCUGGAACUGUGUGGUUAAGCUGCCACCUCCAGCCAGUGGCAAAACUUCAUUUCCUGUCUUGCACAGUCUUCCUUGCUCUUUCUAUUAACGUGUCCUGAAAUAAAGCACAAAUCACUUGAACACUAGAAACAGGCAUCAAUGUAGUAAUGGCAAACAUUGUCUUACGGAAAGCCCUAACUUAAUUUUUAUUGCAACUGGAUCCUAAGUCACAUAGGCAGCAUAUGCUUUUCUUCUAUAAAAUGAAAUCUUCUGUGCUGUAUCCGUAGUGAUGUGAAAGAACCAUCUACGCUGACCUCAGCCUAGCCAACCCUGGUUAAAGCUCUGUCAGCCUGUGAAUGUUGGGAAAACAGCCUUCUUCUUAAAAACAUAGUGAGCAUUCAAAUACCAAGGUAUAAGACUUCCAGGAGAUGUCAAUGAAUUUAACACUGGAACUGGACUCCAUGAUUCUCCCUUUGUUUAGAAUUUACUGUGGCAGAUGGCAACAGUUCAGAUACACACAAUGUAGUGACUUUUUUAUAAAACUUUUUUUGUAUAAAUA